Dictyostelium purpureum is the source of this 582-nucleotide messenger RNA. RefSeq lists its product as uncharacterized. Gene Ontology annotation, biological process: RNA catabolic process. Gene Ontology annotation, cellular component: ribonuclease H2 complex. The annotation marks the transcript as partial. NCBI's taxonomy places the organism in Eukaryota, Evosea, Eumycetozoa, Dictyosteliales, Dictyosteliaceae. The transcript is spliced from 2 exons. The record is from RefSeq and is a predicted model, not a curated record.
CAUAAUAUAAUAAUAAAAUUUAAUAAAAAUGAUCCAUCCAUAGAGGAAACAAAUAUACAGCAUUUACCCUUCAAUCUUUUAUAUAAUGGUUUUGCAAGAGUUUCCAACUAUUUAAAAGUUAGUGAAAAGCAAAGCUCUAUUGGUAAUAAAACUCAUUUAUAUUCAGCAUUUAGAGGUGUUAAAUUAGUUGGUGAAAAAUUAGAAGUACCAGAAGGUUUUCAAGGUUAUAUUUUUAGAGAUGAAAAUCAAGAUUCAAUAGAAGACAAUGAUCAUGUUGAUAAUAAAGAGCACGAUUCAGCACCUGUAAAUAAGCAAUGGGAAGCCAUUUCGAAAUUUAAUGAUUUGACAUAUUGGAAUAGAGAAACUAUACCAUCAGAUUUUGAUAAACCAGUUCAAGCACUAAAAUCAUUAAAUAUUUUAGCAAUGGUAAAUAAAGAAAUUUCAAUCGAAGAUAUUGAAAAUGAAGUUAACUCAAAUAAAGAAAAUAAUAAAGGGAGUUCCAACACAACAACCAAAACAACCAUUCAAUCAACACCAACCAAAACAACCAUUACCACCACCACCACCACCUCCACUUCCACC